AUGGGCAUCAAGCUUUGUUUCAGGGUGGCCGGGUGGAUCCAGGAAGGACUACAGUCAAAUGAUCCCGAAGCUUGUCGGGAACUGUUCCGCCAGGCAGAUAGUCUGCGAGACAAGCUGGAUCGUCCCCAAGUGUUUGGAGAAGCUUUGACCAAGUUUGAUGAUUUCUUCUUGGACGAAAGCAAGCCACCCUUUGCUGUGACACACGAUGAUCACAAUGGCAACAUUGUGUUCAUUAAGUUGUCGUGCUCCAGUAAAAGAUGGCACCAGAUGGUGCCCUUGGACACGCCUGACAACUUGUUAGAGGGUCUUCACCUGAACAUCAAAUGGAACAACGGAUUGAGGGUGCCGAAGGCAUGA
Messenger RNA from Seminavis robusta, 357 nucleotides. The record is from the annotation of a GenBank genome assembly. Lineage: Eukaryota; Bacillariophyta; Bacillariophyceae; Naviculales; Naviculaceae.